CAAAUGUUGACUGGUUAGGGUUAGUAAUGGAAUAUAAUUUUUAUAAAGCUUUAAGACUGUAGAAAUCUGUAUGUAUAUAUAUAUAUAUAUCUAUAUAUCAAUUAUUCAUCUUCAUAAGUGUAAAGAAAUUUAAUGACAUUCAUUUAAAUAAAACAAUUUGAUCAUAUUGAUGAAAGUGUAUUGUUUGUUUUUCAUUGGAAAAAGCAAAGAUAUAUGAUUCAAGAAUAAAGUUUUCAUCAGUAAAUGAAAAAGAAUUAUUGAUUGAAUAAUAAACAGAAUAUGUUUCUACCACGUUCAGAAGGUCUUACACUGAAUGAAUUUUUAUCUUUACAUCCUUCUGAUAUUAGUACCAUACCAUUACAAUCAACAAUUUAUAAUAAUCAUAACACUUCAAUUGAACAAAAGUUUAAUAAUCAACAUUCAAGGAAUUUUUCUACAUUCAUGAACCAUUCAACAAUAAAACAACCAAUGAAUAAAGAAGAAAUUCUAAAUCCAUCAAUUCUAACACGAACGAAAUCAAAUUUCUCAAAUAAACAACAAUUAAAACGAUCCAAUACAAUUAGUGUAACUAAAAAUAUAAAUGAGAAAUUGAAUAGUAAUAUAUCAAUUGAUGAAUUAAUACAAUCAACUAGACAACAAAAGAAACAUUUACCUAUACAAUAUAAUCCAUUAAAUGAUACGGUUAUGAAUAAUAAUGGUUUAAUUCAAAAAUUACAUCAACAACGAUUAUUUCAACGAGCUCAAAGUGAACAUCCUAUCCGCGAUAAUGGUGAUAAUAAUAAUAAUAAUGUUCCAAACAGUCACAGUGUAAGUUUACCACCUCAUACAUGGAAUAAUAAUAAUAAUAAUACUUCGUCUACAUUUCGUUCAAUAUUUUCACAACGUGGAUAUAAUUUUGGGCGACCAUUUUGGCAACAAAAUUUUACAUCUGAUCAAAAUGAAUUAAAACCAUCAUUAGUAACGUCAUCAACGUCAGCGACCAUAUCUUCAACAGGAACACCAACACAUUUUAAUAAACCAUCUUCUGACCAAUACACUUCUAAAAUGAUAUGGAGUGAAAAAUUUGUGGAGGAAUUUUUAAAGAAAUCUCUAUUAACGACUUCAGCAAACAAUGUGGUGCAUAAUCAAAAUGAACCAGUCUGUUUAUCCAGCAGUUUUUCAGGUACAACUUUGGUUCAAUGGUUUUGCCGACAUAUCAUUAAAUCUGGAUGUCCUUGGAGUCAUGGCUUAAUUUCAGUUGUAUGUCAACUUUGCAACUGUCUUUUACAAUUGGGUGUUCUUAGACGUGAUCUGAAGUCAAAAACGGUCAACUCCAUAUCGACAGAUAAUAAAUCAUCUCGCAUACAGAACAUUAGUUCAUAUAGAAAUUCCUCGAACGCUACCGCAGAGAUAUUUGAGCUUAAUAUGGAUUAUGUAUGGAGUGGUAAUAAUGUACAAGAAAAUACAACUGUUAUCAAUAGUUCAAUGAAUGCAAAUGAUAAUCAGCAACAAUCAGUACAAGAACAACAACAAAUUGAUGAAUAUAAACAAUUUCAAAUGACUAUUUAUAAUCAUAUAAUAAAUCUUCAUAAAGAAUUUCAAUAUGAAUUAGAUCGAGUAACAAGAGAACAUGAAUUACAAUUAUUCAAGGUAAAAAAUCAAGGUGUUAUGAAAGUAUGUCAAUUAACUGAUAGAAUUGAAGCAUUAGAAAAUCAAGUUGAAAAAUAUCGUAUACUUGCCGGUAUAGAACAAUUAAAUAAAUCAACUACAAUAAAUAGUAACCAUUCAUUACAUAAUUGUUAUUCUUCAUCAUUAUUUACUAAUAAAAAUCGAUUAUCUAAAGUGACAUUUAAUUUAUCUAAUGAAAAUGUAUUAAAUCAAUUAUCUAGAAGAACAAGAGCAUUCAGUGAAACAAUUGAUAUGAAUCAUUUCAAUGAUAAGAAUACUUAUAAUAAACCGGAUUAUAUCAAAUCAAGUAUAAGACAUAUUUUAAAUGAUAUAGAACAGUUAUUAUCACCAGCAUCUCAACAACAACAACAACAACAACAACAUCAUCGUCAUCAAUUGGAUCAACAACAGGAACAACAACAUCAUCGUCAUCAAUUGGAUCAACAACAGGAACAACAACAACAUCAUCGUCAUCAAUUGGAUCAACAACAGGAACAACAACAACAUCAUCGUCAUCAAUUGGAUCAACAACAGGAACAACAACAACAUCAUCGUCAUCAAUUGGAUCAACAACAGGAACAACAACAACAACAACAACAACAACAACAACGACUUCAACAUUCCAGAUCGAAUUCAAUGAAUCUGUACAAAUCUCAUGAAUUAUCACUUUUAAAAAAUUCUAAACAAAAAUGUGAAUCUUUUAAUAAUCAAGAAAAAGAAAAUUCUUUUAAUAAUAAAAAUUGUACAGAUUUAAAUUUUCAUUCAUUUGAUAAUGGUAAUGAUAGGAUUAUAGAAGAUAAUGCAAAUAAGAUGAAUAAUUUAUCGAAAUUCAACGAUUAUAAUAUACAUCAACAUGAGAAUUCAAUGAAUACAACAUUAACAAACAAUAAAAAUGACAGUGAAAUUCAUCAAAAAAUAAAUUUAAGAAAUUCCACACCCAGAUUCCUAUCCGUACCACCACAUUCGAAAUUUAAUCUAGAUCAAACUACUUCUAUGUUAUAUAAUCAACCGGUUCUUGGAAUUUUAGCCAAAUAUGGUGCAAACAAUAAACACAAUACUCUUAAAAUAUCUAUGAAGGAAGAUCACUGUUGAACAACAACGACAACAACAACAGGGAUAAUUAAAUGCGUGAAAGAUGUCAAACGAAUUGAUAAAAACAGGGAAAUAACAUAACUAAAGAAAUUGAUUUUUUUCACUCUAUAUUGGAUUGAUACACUUAUUGGUACUUCAAUAUUUACAUAUUAACACUUCAAUUAUCUGAUAAACGUUCGAAUUGAUGUCGUAUCGAUUACAUUAGAACACUUACUUACUUACUUACUUACGCCUGUUA
Schistosoma bovis is the source of this 2977-nucleotide messenger RNA. The record is from the annotation of a GenBank genome assembly. NCBI's taxonomy places the organism in Eukaryota, Metazoa, Platyhelminthes, Trematoda, Strigeidida, Schistosomatidae.